This is a messenger RNA of Lactuca saligna, 2120 nucleotides long. The record is from the annotation of a GenBank genome assembly. NCBI's taxonomy places the organism in Eukaryota, Viridiplantae, Streptophyta, Magnoliopsida, Asterales, Asteraceae.
AUGUCCAUCGUUAGUACAAGUCACUAUCUACGUAGGAUUGCCCGUCGACUGAGAUCUCCUCCGCCGUACUCCGGUCGUCUCCUGUUUUCCGGUCAUCCAGCAGACAUCUCAAUUUCUUUUAUCACAAAUUACUCAGAAUUGAAGUAUAACAAAUCGAGCAAUUCAGCCCUAAAUCAUAUCAACAUUCUCAAUUUACGGCCCUGUUGUCAUGAGUUCUUCGGCAGUAAGCGCCUGUUUGCUGAGAAUUUUGAUUCGUGUUCAUUCUUUUUUGUUCGAUAUCAUAUCCAGAUCUAUUUAAAUGGUCCGAACAUGUUUGCAGGAUUUACAAAACUUUGUAAAGGCCUAGUGUUUGUUCUUGUUUGUAUACACAUUUCUGUUCAGAUCUUCCCUACAUCCCUUACCUAUGUUGCACUCAUUCCUGCCAGGACAAUUCCUUUCGGUUGGAAUCUGUUAACAGCUGGGUAUAUUGAACAAAGCAUACAUGGGAUUCUUAUUAGCACAAUGGGUCUUCUUUUCAUUGGAAAGCUCCUUGAACCCAUCUGGGGUUCUAGAGAGUUCUUGAUAUUCAUCUUUGUUGUCAAUCUCUUGACUUCUCUGUGUCUAUUCAUCAUGGCGAUCUCCUUGUAUUACAUAACAAUGGAAGAAAAUUAUCUUUACAUGCCUAUUUCUGGAUUUGGUGGGGCCCUUUCAGGUCUGUUUGUUGGUGUCAAACAGAUAGUUCCUGACCAAGAAUUCUCUCCAUUGAGAAUUAAAGCAAAGUGGUUGCCAUCUUUGGUGUUAUUUGUGUCCAUUGUUAUGAGCUUCUUUACAGAAGAGCCAGCAGAAACAUGUUUUCCAAUCUUGAUAUUUGGCACGUAUAUUGGUUGGAUCUACCUCAGAUACUUUCAAAGAAAACAAGAAACUAAAAUCAAGGGUGACCCUAGUGAUGAAUUUGCUUUUUCUACUUUAUUUCCUGAAUUUUUAAGACCUUUGAUUGAUCCCAUUGCUUCAGUUUUUCAUCAAAUGAUGUGUGGAAGGUCUGAAAGCUCCAUUGAGACAAGGGGGUAUACUGUAGGUAGUGCUGCAUUACCUGGUUCUGACUCCAUUGAGGCAUCUAGGAGAAGGGAAAGGGGUGCAAGAGCAUUGGAAGAAAGAUUGGCAUCUGACAGAUUUGCAGCUAAAGGAAGGAUAACAGAGCCCAAAAGAGAUGGAAGUGAAAAAGUUUAAAGAUGAAAAAAAAAAAAAUGGGAAAUUUCUCAAUAUGCAAGUAUAUUAGGCCUUAGAUCAUUAUGAUUCUUUUGUUUUUUUGGGUGGGAUGAAAAGUAAAAUGUUUUCUCUCAUUCACAUUAGUUUUAGUUGGAGUCAAUUGCAUGUCAAACACAGUACAAAGUGGUUAUGAGAUGUUUUGCUAGUUAUGUCAUAAAUGCAAUUGGCAAAAUAGAUGUGAAGGUUUUAUCACUUUGAACAUUUUUUUAUAGCUUGGAUCAAAUUACCAUUUUAUAUUCAAGAAUCGGGUUGAUUCUAGAAAAAGUAAAGAGAUUACAAUGAUUAAGAAGGAUAACAAAACUUAUCUACACAUGAAAAUGUGAAAUUACAAAGAAACAAAAGUCCAUUGUUAUUACAAAGAUAACAUCCGGGUCCUAAAGUGUUUAUACCAUGAGGUACAAAGAUAACAUCUAUAUACAAAAAAAAGAAAUUAUGCACAUCGGCGAUAGGUGCUAAUGAUAUAAAUCUUAUUUUGUUAAUUUAACUAAAUAAAAUAAAUCUAUUUCAAUAAUAUCAUCCUAUUUUCUUCCAUUUUUCCAAACGAACUACUAUUGAAAAAUUAAGAGCUAACUUGUUAGUAGAGCUGAUAAUGGAUCGAUCUGGAUUGGGUUCUGAUUCAACCCAUUUAUUAAUUGGGUUGAAAGUUCUCAACCCAACCCAACAUGUUUAUUUAAAUGGGUUGAUAUUUCCAACUCAAUCCAACCUUUUAGAUAAAUUGGUUGUCACUAGGUUAACAUGUUUAUGUAGUUCCCGACCCAACCUACUACAUAAAUUGGUUAAACUUAGGUUAACUCAUUUAAAAAUAAAUUAACUAAAGAUUAUAUCAUUUAAAUUAGUUUCAAACGUAAAUAAAGUUUCAAAGUAUGACAAAAGUA